UUCUUUAUCUCGCUGCAAAUUUUGUGAGAGAUGGACAUUGAAUGUUGUGGAUGGCUCCUUUUUUCAAUUCCACAAUUGCUGGUCCUUCUUUCUUGAUUGUUGUUGUGUUGCUGCUUCUGCAUUUUCUGCUACCGCGGUACAAGAAGUAAUAUUGUGAAGGCUUAUCAUGGAUAUAUCUGUCAACCCAUUGGUAAUGCUAAGAAUAGGCGUAGAAACUUUGCAAAAAAAAUAUCUAACAAACUUAAAAAAAGUUCGUAUUAAAUUGUGCAAUUAAAUUUGACUAUAUUAAAUAUAGACCACUCAAUUGUUUUCGGAAAAUAAAAUAAAAUUCAGUGCAUAUGUAUGAAUAAUAAUUAUGAACAAAAAAUGAGCUCAGGCAUUGGUCAGCAUGCCACGAAUUGAAAUUGUUAAAGGUUGAAGUGUUUAAUAUUUUAUGUUUUCAAUAUAAACUAUUGCCAGGAAUAAAAAAAUGGCCAGAUUAAAAAAGUCCUUAAUUUUGACCGCUUUUAUGGCAUUAUUUUGGUGCUCUCCAGCACAUCCUAACAGUCCUCAUGCUCAGGAAACAGUAUCAGUGUUUUUACCCGGAGACAUUAAACUCGGUGGGCUAUUUCCAGUACACGAAAAAGGGGAUAUCUCACCAUGUGGACCAAAGGUAUACAAUAGAGGAGUUCAACGCUUGGAGGCAAUGCUAUAUGCAAUAGAUCGGGUUAACAAUGACACAAACAUAUUGCCUGGAAUAACGAUAGGUGUUCAUAUAUUAGAUACGUGUUCACGAGAUACAUAUGCUCUUAAUCAAUCGCUGCAAUUUGUACGAUCUUCCCUUAACAACCUCGACACAUCUGCGUUUGAGUGCUUAGAUGCAUCCACCCCUCAACUAAAAAAAAAAACAUCAUCUGGACCUGUUUUCGGAGUUAUCGGCGGGUCCUACAGUUCAGUUUCAUUACAAGUGGCCAAUUUAUUGCGUCUUUUUCAUAUUCCACAAAUUUCUCCGGCAUCAACUGCUAAAACCUUGUCAGAUAAAUCACGAUUCGACCUAUUCGCUAGGACUGUACCACCAGAUACAUUUCAAUCUGUUGCACUAGUGGAUAUUAUAAAAAAUUUUAACUGGUCCUAUGUAUCAACGAUUCAUUCGGAAGGAUCAUAUGGAGAAUAUGGUAUCGAAGCAUUUCACAAGGAAGCUUCUGAACGUAACGUUUGCAUAGCAGCAGCCGAAAAAGUUCCUAGUGCUGCAGAUGAUAAAGUAUUUGACUCGAUUAUCAGUAAGCUUAAAAAAAAACCAAAUGCUCGGGGAGUUGUACUUUUUACACGAGCCGAAGAUGCACGUCGAAUUCUCCAAGCAGCAAAGCGUGGCAAUUUAUCCCAACCAUUUCAUUGGAUUGCUAGUGAUGGCUGGGGCAAGCAACAAAAGUUACUCGAGGGGUUAGAAGAAAUUGCAGAGGGCGCCAUUACCGUAGAGCUUCAGUCAGAGAUAAUAGAAGAUUUUGAUAAGUAUAUGAUGCAGUUAACCCCAUACUCGAAUCAGCGAAACCCGUGGUUUGUAGAGUUUUGGGAAGAUACAUUUAAUUGUGACCUUCGGCAUGAUUCGUUAAAAUUCAAUGCUAUAAGGGAAAACAAUUCCUCUGGAUUAAACAAGACUGAAAGAGCAAGAGGAAAAUGUGAUGAUACCUUGCGUUUAUCAGAGAAAGUUGGUUAUGAGCAAGAAUCAAAGACUCAGUUUGUUGUCGAUGCAGUUUACGCAUUUGCAUAUGCACUGCAUAAUUUACAUAACGAUCAAUGUACCACGCAAAGCGACCAAACAUCAGAAAAGGGAAACCAUCAACAUAGCGAAUCUGUUUGGUAUCCUAAGAUAUCAAGAAAUAGCAAGUCUCAAGCGUGUCCAGAUAUGGCAAAUUACGACGGAAAGGACUUUUACAACAAUUACCUAUUAAAUGUGUCAUUUAUUGAUCUUGCUGGCAGCGUAGUUAAAUUUGACCGUCAAGGCGAUGGACUAGCAAGAUAUGAUAUUUUAAAUUAUCAACGUCUCAAAAAUUCCACAGGAUAUCAAUAUAAGGUAAUUGGAAAAUGGUUUAAUGGAUUGCAACUGAAUUCUGAAACUGUUGUUUGGAAUAAAGAAGUAGAGCAACCCACUUCAGCAUGUUCAUUACCUUGUGAGGUUGGAAUGAUUAAAAAACAACAGGGCGAUACAUGUUGUUGGAUAUGUGACAGCUGUGAAUCGUACGAAUAUGUUUAUGAUGAGUUUACAUGUAGAGAUUGUGGCCCUGGACUUUGGCCAUAUCCAGAUAAGCUUUCGUGCUACGCCUUGAACAUUCAGUAUAUACGCUUGAAUUCAUUAUUUUCUGUCAUACCAAUGGUUAUAGCCAUUUUUGGAAUAAUGGUCACAAUCAUGGUUAUAGUUUUAUUUGCAAGGAAUCACGAUACUCCAUUGGUGAGAGCAUCUGGUAGAGAACUAAGCUAUACGCUUCUCUUUGGAAUAUUGGUUUGCUAUUCUAAUACAUUUGCGUUAAUAGCAAAGCCAACAAUUGGCUCAUGUGUGGUGCAGAGGUUUGGGAUUGGCGUGGGCUUUUCCAUUAUAUAUAGCGCUCUCUUAACAAAAACUAAUCGAAUAUCACGUAUUUUUCAUUCUGCAUCAAAAUCAGCCCAGCGCCUGAAGUAUAUCAGUCCUCAAUCGCAAGUCGUCAUAACGGCUUCUCUUAUUGCAAUUCAAAUAUUAAUCACAAUGAUUUGGAUGAUUGUGGAGCCUCCUGGUACUCGUUUUUAUUAUCCUGAUCGUAGAGAAGUUAUACUCAAAUGCAAAAUACAAGACAUGUCAUUUCUUUUUUCUCAACUAUAUAAUAUGAUUCUUAUAACAAUUUGCACAGUUUACGCAAUUAAGACCCGAAAAAUACCGGAAAACUUCAAUGAGUCUAAGUUUAUUGGAUUUACUAUGUACACUACGUGCAUUAUUUGGCUAGCAUUCGUACCCAUAUAUUUUGGCACCGGGAACUCGUAUGAGAUACAAAUAACAACAUUGUGCAUUUCAAUAAGCCUUAGUGCAUCCGUUGCGCUUGUAUGUCUAUAUUCACCAAAGGUUUAUAUUCUAAUUUUUCAUCCGGAUAAAAAUGUGCGAAAGUUAACAAUGAAUAGCACCGUAUAUAGACGGUCGGCAACAAUUGGAGCACAAUGUGGACCGAGUAGCUCUGGAUAUGGUCGCACACAAGCAGCUGGAACUAUGGCGUCUACAGGAAAUACUUUGGGCACAACUGUGACAUCUAGUAUAAGGCAAUUACAUAAGAGUGUGAGCCCAGAUGAAUUUUCAUGCCAAGAUGAUAUGGUUCAUAAAAUCAGUGGAAAGAAUAGUGAAAAAGAUCAUCAAGAAGAAUGUGAUUUUGUUGAACCAAAUUUUAGGCAGUAAAAAUACAGUCUGACUAAAAUCUGUUAAAUAUAUAAAAUGAUGAAUUUCUUACUAACCAUAUAGAUCAUGAUGUUUUUGUUGCAUAUUAUACUUAUGGUUUCUGUUUUAGUUAUUGGUUGUACAUUAUACACUACUACUUUGAAUAUGUAGAAAUAAAUGAGUAUGUAAUACCUUUA
Messenger RNA from Drosophila ananassae, 3567 nucleotides. RefSeq names its product metabotropic glutamate receptor (gene mGluR). The transcript has 9 exons. Gene Ontology annotation, molecular function: group II metabotropic glutamate receptor activity. The record is from RefSeq and is a predicted model, not a curated record. Lineage: Eukaryota; Metazoa; Arthropoda; Insecta; Diptera; Drosophilidae. Gene Ontology annotation, cellular component: membrane. Gene Ontology annotation, biological process: G protein-coupled glutamate receptor signaling pathway; regulation of synaptic transmission, glutamatergic. Bases 470 to 3391 code for a protein of 973 amino acids.